CGUUACUGUUAUUCCGUAAUCCACAGUAUUAUUAUUACAAAUAGGAUUAAUUUAUUACAUUUUUGAAUUGGCUAGUCAACGAUGAUGACUCCUACUGGAGUUAUUCAACCUCAGGAUGCAAAAUACAUCAAAAGGAGAGUGAAGUCAGGUGCAAUAGAUGUCCAUCCUACAGAAACAGCUCUAAUUGUUAACUAUGAAGUAGAAGCUAUUAUAUUAGGUGAAGCAGAGAAUCCAGUAUUAAGUGACAAAAAGAACUGUCAGAAAAUAAUCAGGUUGAAAAGUUUGAAUAAAAAUUCUGACUGUGCUGCACUUGCAAAAGAGGUUGUAAAUAAGUGUUCAUUGAUUCAUCCCUCUAAAAUAGCCGAUGUUGAACAUUUGAUUUAUUUUCUUCAAAGUCGGAAAGAGAAUGUUUUUACCGAUGGCAUGCUUAACAUUGCUCCAAGCAGCUGUUUUGAUUCCUCUCAGAGUAGUUCUAGCUCUUCUGGAGAAAAAGCAACUUUUGCCAAUUUUGAGCAAUAUGUGGAAUUGUUAUACGAAGACUUGAAUGAUAAAGUUAAGGGUGCUGGUUUAAUAAUGCAAUUAAGUCGUGAAAAUGACAAUUUGGAAGAAUUAGCAAGGAACGAAGCAGUUUUAAGUGCGCUUGCUAGGCUUUUAAGGGAAGAUUAUAAACGAAGUAUAGACCUAAGUAUUAAUAUUGUAUCUAUUUUCCAUUCCUUUUCUUCAUUUACUCAGUUCCAUCCUUUGAUAUUGCAGUAUAAGAUAGGUUCAUUGUGCAUAGUUAUUAUUGAGUUUGAGUUACAAAGAUACCAACAAUGGAAGGGCGAAAUGCUUAUUAAUCGAGGACGAGAGGCUAUUCCAACAUCACGGUUACCCGUCCCAAAAUCUGCUCGACCAAGUACUGUAUCGGCUGACAGGAGAAGGUCUUCUACUCCAUCACCUGCUAUAGCGAGUUCUGGAGAUAGAAAGAGGCUUUCUUUAAUUCCAGGCCCAAAAACAGCUGUUUCCCAAAGAAGUCCCAGUACACCAGAUGAAGAGUCUGCACAGAAAAAAUUUGCAUUAAUGGUUGCGAAACAGGACAGGCUUUUAAAAGUAAACUUCCUCUUACUAUUAAAAAUUGCUGAAAAUCUCAAAGUAGAAGAUAAAAUAAGGAAACGAAACAUAGUCUCAAUGCUUGUGCAGUGUUUGGAUAGAAACAACAUUCCACUUUUGAUUGUCGUUACCAAAUUCUUAACAAAAUUAUCUAUCAGAAUAGAAAAUAAGGACGAAAUGGCUAAUUUAAAUGUUGUGGAAAAUCUUCCCAAACUUUUGCAAAUGAAUAAUUUUGAACUAGAACAAUCUACAUUGCAUCUUCUCUUCAAUCUUUCUUUUGAUUCGAAAUUAAGAGAUAAGAUGAUUAGAGUUGGUUUUCUACAAAAAUUAACAAGUCUAUUGAAUGAUGAAAGACAUAUUCGUUCCAUCUUGAAAAUUCUCUACCAUCUGAGCAUGGAUGAUAGAGUUAAAGCCAUGUUCACAUUUACUGAUUGUUUGCCUAAGCUGAUGAAAAUGCUUAUAUCCACUGAUCCAAAAAGUUUUGAAUACAUGACUCUUGUUGCCUUAACUGUGAAUGUUGGAUUGAAUCCUCGUUGCGCAGAAACUAUGUGUGAAUCAGGCGUUCUUCAUCAGCUGGAGCAACGAGCCUUGGCAUAUCAGGACUCGUUUCUGAUGAAAGUAAUUAGGAAUCUUUCGAAACAUCGCACAACGCAUAAAUAUUUUCUGGGAUUCGUUGAUGACUUAAUUCAAGUACUUCCUAGUUGCUCUCAUGAAGAAUUUUUAUUAGAAACUACAGGAACACUCGCUAAUUUGCCCCUUCAUGAAAUUGACAUCUGCGACCUUUCUAAAAAGCAUGGCCUUCUACAAUGGAUUGAAAACUCAAUGAAUUCUCAUAAAAAAGAAGAUGAUUUCCUCCUCGAGGUAGCCAUGCUCGUGGGCUCCAUGGCAGCCGAUGAGAAGUGUUCUCAACUAUUCUGUGAUAAUGGCAUUGUACUAGCUCUGAUUGAAUUGCUCAAAAGGAAACAAGAAGAUGAUGAAAUAGUAUUACAAAUAAUAUAUGUAUUUUACCAAGUUUCAAGACAUACCGAAACACGGUCUUAUUUGAUUCAUAAAACUCAGGCUGUUGAUUAUCUCAUUGAUCUCAUGAAUGAUAAAAAUGUUGAAAUUAGGAAAGUAUGCGAUGCCUGUAUUGACAUGAUCAAGGAAGAAGAGCCAGAAUAUGAAGAACGAGUCAAAGCUGAAAAGUUCACGGCUCAUAAUUCUCAUUGGCUAGCGAUGGUUGAAAAUAAAGCGCUCGAAACUUCUUUAGCAUCCUUGCCGGACUGCGGAGAGGCUAUUCCAAGAUAUGAUCUGAAUCAAUCACUUUCAGUUUUUAAUUCUGGCUCGCAUGUGUCAUUAUCAACGAUGGAUGAUAUUGAAAUUGUCUCUAACCAUCCUCUAUCUGAAGAUGGAAGUCAACCAGUUAGCAGAUACGACAGUGAAGGAGAAGAUUUUUCUGAAACGACACUUAUGAUGUCUAAAAGAAGAAUAAUGAAUAAUGACGACGUCGUCCGUAACGCUCUUCAGAAUCUCAUUAUUUCUGAUGAUACUAAUGAUUCUCACCACUAUUUUCAUAUUGAAACCCCCAACAAUCAGGUUUCAAUAUCCUGAAUUUAAAUUUAUAAAGUUUCAAAGGAUAACUUCAAAGAAAACUCAAGUUAAGAAAUAUUAUAAGUUGUAUAUGUAAAUUAUUUCUUAACCUCAUUUAUAUUGCAGCUUGGUUUUUCAUUAAUGAGCGAAGGUAUUACUAUAGGUGUAAUAUUAUUCUAUAUUAAUUUUUGUUGUUAUUAAUUUAUUCUGUGUUGUUAAACUCUAGUCUUUUCAACUUACGAUCUGUUGAUACCUGAACUAUGUGUAGAUUUAAGCAUAUUACUUGAUAUAUGAUUGUUAUUUAUUUAUGUUAAUUUAUUUC
Nezara viridula (southern green stink bug) is the source of this 2980-nucleotide messenger RNA. The record is from the annotation of a GenBank genome assembly. Lineage: Eukaryota; Metazoa; Arthropoda; Insecta; Hemiptera; Pentatomidae.